Molecule: messenger RNA, 3583 nt
Organism: Gavialis gangeticus (Gharial)
Lineage: Eukaryota; Metazoa; Chordata; Crocodylia; Gavialidae
Gene: YOD1
Product: YOD1 deubiquitinase
Exons: 2
Coding region: 48-962 (304 amino acids)
Biological process (GO): protein deubiquitination; endoplasmic reticulum unfolded protein response
Cellular component (GO): cytosol; nucleus
Molecular function (GO): cysteine-type deubiquitinase activity; protein binding
Source: RefSeq, a predicted model, not a curated record
CGGCGGCCGCCAUUUUGCGCUGGCGGGGUCCGGCUGGCGGGAGGAGGAUGUUGCGGCUGCGCUGCAAGGCCCGGAGCGGUACCCACCCGCUGCCCGGCCUCACGGUGCACUCCCGCCUGCGGGAGCUGCAGGCUGCGCUGGCCAACCUCACCGGCGUGCCCGCCGUGGCGCAGCGCCUGCUGCUCGGCUUCCCCCCGCGCGGCCUGGACCUCAGCGACGGCGAGCGGCGGCUGGGCGAGCUCGGCAUCCACUCGGGUGACACUCUAAUAGUUGAAGAGGACACCACAAAACCCACGACUGAGUCGCCCAUAAUUGCGAAAAGGAGCGUGCCUAAUUCCGUCAGGGAAACACUGCCUGUGCUUGCAAGGAGGGUCGUUCCAGCAGAUAACUCCUGUCUCUUUACAAGUGUAUACUAUGUGGUAGAGGGAGGUAUUUAUGAUCCAGCUUGUGCCCCAGAGAUGCGCAGUCUUAUAGCCCAGAUAGUAGCAAGUGAUCCAGAGUCCUAUUGUGAGGCAGUACUAGGGAAAACCAACCAUGAGUAUUGCGAGUGGAUCAAAAGAGAAGACACGUGGGGGGGAGCCAUUGAAAUAUCCAUUUUGUCUAAGUUUUAUCAAUGUGAAAUCUGCGUAGUGGACACGCAGACAGUCCGGAUUGACCGCUUUGGGGAAGACGCAGGGUACCCAAAGCGGGUCCUUCUCAUUUACGAUGGCAUUCACUAUGACCCGCUUGAGCGCAAGUUGCCCAACUCAGACGUGCCUCCCCUGACCAUUUUCUCAACAACUGAUGACGUUGUUCUUGCACAAGCAUUGGAGCUAGCAGAUGAAGCAAGGCGAAAGAGGCAGUUUACUGAUGUGAAUCGCUUUACCCUGAGGUGUAUGGUGUGCCAGAAGGGGUUAACUGGACAAGCAGAAGCCAGAGACCACGCCAAGGAGACUGGGCACACCAAUUUUGGAGAAGUGUGAUAUCUUCAUGAGGACAGUUGUGUCUACUACCUCACCAACCCGGAAUAAGAUUCUGGGUUUUCAGAUAAAGCUGUAUGUAAGCAUAAAAAUUCCGUUCGCAAAGCUUGAAAAGCCUAGUUAACUUUAUGGUGGCCAAGGCGCACAGGUCCAUUCUGGUUGGCGUGCAAGUUUACAGAUAUGUGUGUGGUAGUGACUUCUCCCAGCUGGUUUGAAGUAGAUAAUUUCUUGCAUGCUGAUUUGAAGUAACCUGGCAGGCGUGUGGUGUAUGCUGGUGGCUAGAAUCCCUGACUUCUGAAAGAGCCUUAUUCCUAAAUCUUCCAUGCAACAUGACCGGAUUUACACCCGGAACAAUAGUUGCCCGUAGAAUUAGUAACACUGGACUAAAAUCUCUCAAAUCCCAUUUUCAAGAUAGUUAAACUGGUUUUAAAAUUUGGCAACUUCAUGUGCAUGUAUAUCUGUGCUACUUUCCAAGAGUUUUAUAUAAUAGCUCGUACGCACGUAGGCAGCUCUUGCAGAAAGAGAUGCCUGUUGGAUGAGUAACUCCAAAGCUGCCCUUUCUUAGGAUAUUAAUGACAGAAGUAGAAUGUAUAGUUUGAAGUCAUGGUGGUAGUGAGAGGAGUGGCCUCUGAGCUUUAAGAUAGACUUCUUAAAAUUAAUGAAUAGACAGUUAAAUACCCACAAACUUAAUCCUUCAUAAGUACCACUUGAAGUGUAGCUUCUAGUUGCUUGAAAAUUAACUAUCCCUCCCUUUGUGUUUACACUGCAUCAGGAUGUUGGCAUGUUUUCUGAACUACAUGGAUCCUUGUUAACAACAUGAUCUUAAUUCCAACAAGGAGUGACACUAGCUAAAAUCUAGUUUUAAUGCAUUUAAUAGAUUUGAGUCUGGUAUUCCUCAGAUGUGUCCACUUUUGUGGCCAAAGAAUAAUUAUAAACUAUACCAGGCUCUAAAUACUCGUAAGUUAGCACUUUUUAAUCUUUGGUUCUCGUUCUUUUACAGAUCAGCUAUCUAGUUUGAGAAGGACUGAGCAUUUACCCAAAAGGGAAAUAACUUGAAGUGUCUUUGGUGUCUGUAUUCUACCAGAUACCUCUUAACUUGCUUGAAUUCCCACCAAUGACUCUCUUCAGUAGCAAGACCUCAAUUUAAAUAAGGAAUGGAGCCUUUUUAAUUUUUAACAGUAAAAUAAGCUAGGUAGAAUGCUCAACUUCUGACCCUAUUUAAAAAAAAAAAAGUCAGGGAUGUUUGAAAUCACUAUAACAAAGAAAUUUUACCUCAUACAUGGAGUGUGAGGCUUGAAGUGCAUUGAGAUUUUUCUAAAUGGUGCUGUAGAGGUGCGUAUUACUGAAAGUCAUCUUUUGUUAAAAGAAUGCCUGUAACACACUUGUGUUAGAGAAAUUAACAAUAUUCUGACCCCUGCUGGUUUUCUGUUACUGUGUUGUAGGAUACCUUCUGUGCAGUUUUAUAUAUGGGAGGCAAGGAGGUCCAUCUUGAAAAUGAAGUAGAAAUAAGUCUACUGUAGGGAAUGGAAGUUUAAUUUACCUUCUGUAAAGAACCUUCCAGGUUCCUAAGAGAGGUCAUAUACAAAGCCCUGAUGCAGCGAAGACUCCUUAUUUCAUAAAGCAUGUGCUAAAAUGAUUCCCUGGUUUGAGACCUACUUGCAGAAGUUUGAACAGAAGGGUAAUCCUGUUGACACUAGUGGAACUAAUAAAACACAUUUAAGCAUGUGCUUAAGUGCUUCAUUGGAUUGAGGCCUGAAUAAUUAAAUCACUUAAGAGUAUUAUGGACCAGGAUUCCUUUAACUCAGUAUUAAAAUAAAGUAAUUAUGGCACUGGCAUGAGUUGGCUAUAGAUAUUAAGUUAAUGUCUGUUAAGGCCCAAAUUGCUUUUAGAAACUUUUUAAAACCUUUUUAAAUGCUUGACUGAAAGCAAAUAAUUAUGUAUAGAAGCAUAAAUGACUGGGUCAAAGAAAUGAAGGAUAUGGUGUGUACAUCCUGGGAGAUGAAAUGUGGACUAGCAGUUGGACCAAGAGACAGUCAGUCUAACUCACAUGAUGCUAACUCUCACCUGAAUGGGUGAGAGAGACCUUGGACAAAAUCACUACACCUCAGCCUCUCUUUACCCAUCUGUAAAGUGGGUAUGAUGUCUACCUCACAGAGGUGUUUUGAGGCUAACUGGUGUUUGUAAAGUCCUUGGAUGAAAGGUGCUAGAGAAGUGUAGAGUAGUUAUUUCUGAUGUGCCAUGUUUGCAAACCUGCUGUAGGCUUUUCGGAACAUGACUCUUAUCCUGAAAAAUCAGUUAACUUUCUGGUAUAGAAUUUGCAAAACACAAGACUUAAUGUAUCUGCAUACGUUUGCUGGGCGAAUUGGAUUUCAAAGCCUAUGUGUGGAUUUCUAAAAGUGGAUAGCAAGGCUAAGUGUGUUUAUUUGCCCUGUUACAAUUUUAAAAGCCUGUUUCACAUAUUUAUUUUGGUACAUCAUGUUUGCAUUAAGGUUCUACUACACUUUUAAUGCCAAGUAUCAGAUUAAUUGAGGGAGAGUAGUUGCACAUUGAAGAAACUAUAUUUAUUUGCCUAGAAAAUUGCAUUGUUUUGGAUCUGAGAUCCCAAAUAAACUGCUGUAGUCAUU